Messenger RNA from Filobasidium floriforme, 747 nucleotides. RefSeq lists its product as uncharacterized. Bases 1 to 747 code for a protein of 248 amino acids. Gene Ontology annotation, cellular component: mitochondrion. The transcript has a single exon. The record is from RefSeq and is a predicted model, not a curated record. NCBI's taxonomy places the organism in Eukaryota, Fungi, Basidiomycota, Tremellomycetes, Filobasidiales, Filobasidiaceae.
AUGGCAUCCUCCAUCGCCUCGUCCUCGAAAACGCCGGCUUCGGCCAUCGCGGCCAUCCAACUCGUCCGCUCUCAAAUCUUCCAAACCUCUCACAACCCGCAAAACCUGAGGACGGGUGCCAAGUACCUGAAGAAACGGCUCCGAGGACCAUCGAUGGUGGACUACGUUAUGCCAUCGUAUUGGGCCGAACGGGAACGAGAACGGAUCGUAGCUGCCAGCGCUGGGACCCCCUUGCUCACUGGGAAGGGCAAGGAGAAGGGUGGUAAAGUCGUCCUCCCCGAAGGUGGCAUUCAGAGUAGUAGUCUGUUGCCCGCAGCUGUUGCCGCACGGAACGCCGGUCGACCCGAACCCGUCUUUGGCCAAAUGUCCAACCUCCUCCGGAAUCCCGACUUUCAUCCUGCAGGUCGCCCUUCUCCUUACCACCCUUCCACCGUCCCCGGUGCCUCUGCCGACUCGAAGAUCAACCCUGACGACCUUUACAACUCGAUCAAGGACUACCGAGCUUCCUCCGAGGCUCGUGGGGACGUACCCGAAGGCUUCCAGCCUGUCGGUUUCGGACCGGCCGGAGCGAGUUUGGGUCAGGUUUCCAGUAACAAGGGGGAGGGACCGGCCUCUUAUGGCACGUUUGCUUGGUUAGCUGAUGCGCAUGAGAGGACGCGCAAGGAAGAGGUUCGGGUGAAGAGGAUCGAAGGGAGAGGGCCGCCCAAGAAGGGAGAGGGCAGGAGGAGUCAGAUGAAGAGGAAGUAG